Nicotiana attenuata is the source of this 696-nucleotide messenger RNA. RefSeq lists its product as uncharacterized. The transcript is spliced from 2 exons. Gene Ontology annotation, molecular function: nucleic acid binding. The coding region runs from base 1 to 696 and encodes 231 amino acids. Lineage: Eukaryota; Viridiplantae; Streptophyta; Magnoliopsida; Solanales; Solanaceae. The record is from RefSeq and is a predicted model, not a curated record.
AUGUUACGAGCCUAUGUUUUGGACUUCAAAGGAAAUUGGGAGGAUCCUCUACCACUCAUCGAAUUUGCUUACAACAACACCUACCAUGCUGGAAUUCAGAUUGCACCAUAUGAGGCCCUAUAUGGAUGGAAGUGUAUGUCUCCUAUCGGCUGGUUCAAAGUUGGUGAAACAAAGUUAAUGGGUCCUAAGUUGAUGCAACGGGGUGUAGAAAAGGUGAAAAUGAUUCGAGGAGACAGGGUAUUCUUGAGGGUGUUGCCUAUGAAAGGCGUGAUGAGGUUCAGAAAGAAAGGCAAACUUAGCCCCCGGUAUAUCAGACCAUAUCGAAUUAUUCAGAAGGUAGGUCAAGUGGCUUAUAAGCUUAAGUUUCCCCUGGAAUCAGAUGUAUUGCAUCCGGUAUUCCAUGUGUCUUUGCUUCGAAAGUUCUUGAGUAAUCCUUCCCGUAGUACCCCUAUUAAAGAUAUUCAAGUCACAAAGAACCUAUCUUACGAAGAAAUUCUGGUGGCUAUCCUAGAUCGUCAAGUUCGUAAGCUUCAAACCAAAGAGGUAUCUUCAGUUAAAGUACUUUGGAGGAACAAUAAUAUAGGAGUAAUGACCUGGGAAGCUGAAGAAGAUAUGAAAUCCAAGUACCCCCAUUUGUUCCAUACUACAGGAGACAACAAUGAGACUACUAUAAUGGGCACAACACAAAAUGACUAG